CGCUGGUCUGUCGGUCAAGCAUCAGGCUGCUCGAUGCGACUGCGUGCAGUGCACCUAGCUUGGCACAGAGUUCAAGGAUCGAUUAAGGCGUGCGAGCUAUCGAGCUCAAGGGUGUUCGCCAUGGACAGUUCCAACUUUCGCCUGUCAAAUAGCUCCGCUUGGGCAGCGCGACCGAAGCCAGCCGAGUUUCAGCUUCCUUCCCGCGUCUGCUCCUUCUCGCUAGACUCAGAGCGUGCUUUACAUCUUGACGACAGACAGAAGAAAUUCUAUAGGCCUCCCGCUGAUGCACUGAGAAGAGGGCCGCUGGAUUUGAACCAUGGAUUCGAUCAAUACAUUUCUCGCAAUAACAUGGGUCCUGAGAGACUGGACGCAUUGCUAACUUCUCUCCAGCAUGAAGCGUCAAAUGAUGCUGCCGUAGACGCUCAGCUACGACGAGCUGCCAUCAUCACUUGGCGGGGAAUUGUGACAAAACUCUGCACAGCGCUGUAUGCAGAUCGCGAUGGGUUUGAAUUGAACGCUCAGAUGGUUGGCGACACCAUCUUCCUAGAGGAACACGUUUCGGCAGUUCGACAGACAGAUAUUGAGCGUCAAGGAAGCGACGCCCGGUCCAAGCUCUUCUCAUAUUAUGGAUACAGCUUUGAGAGCUACUUCUCCUCCGGUCCUUCGCCGGACAGCAACUGCUCGGUUUGGAGCGGCGACGUAAAUACAAACGAGCAAUGGUGCCAAGUCGUGAAGACAAAACUGGGACGGGCGAGACUGCUGAUUGGCGGCGAGGUCGAUUGCGUGGGAUCCAAAGGCGAAAUGGUAGAGCUCAAGACGAGCAUGCUCAUCCGGAACGCCAGAGACGAGGAGAGAUUCGAGACUAAAAUGCUUCGCUUUUAUAUGCAAUCGUUUCUGCUAGGUGUCUCGACCGUCGUGGUAGGCUUUCGAGAUCACAAGGGAAUGUUACAAGCGUAUCAAGAAUUCAAGACGCUGGAAAUACCACGUUUGGUACGUGGAAAGCCUCAUGCGUGGGAUCCAAAAGCGUGUUUGAACUUUGCAGCCGCUUUGUUGGACCACAUAGAGCGUCUCAUGCGAACUUCGAAGACAAAUCAGACCGCAGCUUCUCCAAAUGUGUGGCGAAUCACUUGGCAGCCAGGACAGCCGGAAGUGGCCAUGCGACAGCUGAGCGAGAAACAGAUCGCAGAGGAUAUUACCAAGGGCGAGCAAGCACGGUUCGGCAUACUACCCCGAGAAUUUGUCAACUUUUUGCAAAGUUCUCAGGCAAGUCAUGUGACUCCUUGGACUCAGUGAUGGAAAUUACACCGUAGCGUAAUCAUUGCAACGC
Molecule: messenger RNA, 1327 nt
Organism: Tilletiaria anomala UBC 951
Lineage: Eukaryota; Fungi; Basidiomycota; Exobasidiomycetes; Georgefischeriales; Tilletiariaceae
Product: RAI1-domain-containing protein
Exons: 8
Coding region: 34-1293 (419 amino acids)
Biological process (GO): nuclear-transcribed mRNA catabolic process; NAD-cap decapping
Cellular component (GO): cytosol; nucleus
Molecular function (GO): mRNA 5'-diphosphatase activity
Source: RefSeq, a predicted model, not a curated record